Messenger RNA from Magallana angulata, 2101 nucleotides. RefSeq names its product serine/threonine-protein phosphatase 2A catalytic subunit beta isoform. Lineage: Eukaryota; Metazoa; Mollusca; Bivalvia; Ostreida; Ostreidae. The transcript has 7 exons. The record is from RefSeq and is a predicted model, not a curated record. The coding region runs from base 142 to 1080 and encodes 312 amino acids. Gene Ontology annotation, biological process: mitotic cell cycle; peptidyl-serine dephosphorylation. Gene Ontology annotation, cellular component: cytosol. Gene Ontology annotation, molecular function: protein serine/threonine phosphatase activity.
CAGUCACACUUCAAUUUGUCGGCCAUUUUGUUUGACUAUGUUUUAAAAACUUAAUUCCAGUAAAUCAGUUUUUAAGUUAAAUUCUAUGAAGUACGGUUAUUUAUUAUUGUAGAACACAUUUAUCGAGUGUAAAUUGUCGGAAUGAGUCUAAUUGAGGAUAGAGCGGCAGCCAAGGAACUCGAUCAAUGGAUUGAACAGUUGAACGACUGCAAACAACUCUCAGAAAAUCAAGUUAAAACGUUAUGCGAAAAGGCAAAAGAAAUUCUGUCAAAGGAGUCCAAUGUUCAGGAGGUGAAAUGCCCCGUCACAGUUUGUGGAGAUGUUCACGGACAGUUUCAUGAUUUGAUGGAAUUGUUCAAAAUUGGUGGAAAAUCCCCUGACACAAAUUACUUGUUUAUGGGUGAUUACGUGGAUAGAGGAUAUUAUUCAGUAGAAACUGUUUCACUUUUAGUUGCUUUAAAAGUUAGAUUUAAAGAUAGAAUAACAAUUCUGCGAGGAAACCAUGAAAGUCGCCAAAUCACACAAGUGUAUGGUUUUUAUGAUGAGUGCUUGAGGAAAUAUGGCAAUGCAAAUGUAUGGAAAUAUUUCACAGAUCUGUUUGAUUAUUUACCACUAACAGCUCUAGUUGAUGGCCAGAUUUUCUGUUUACAUGGAGGACUAUCCCCUUCUAUAGACACACUAGAUCAUAUUAGGGCUUUGGACAGAAUACAGGAGGUUCCUCAUGAGGGUCCUAUGUGUGAUCUGCUUUGGUCCGACCCAGACGACCGUGGGGGCUGGGGAAUCUCUCCCCGGGGGGCUGGCUACACAUUCGGACAGGAUAUAUCGGAAACAUUCAAUCAUAGCAAUGCUCUCACUCUUGUAUCAAGGGCCCACCAACUCGUCAUGGAAGGCUACAAUUGGUGCCAUGACAGAAAUGUAGUGACCAUAUUCAGUGCACCAAAUUACUGCUACCGAUGUGGAAAUCAAGCUGCUAUAAUGGAAUUAGACGAUUCUCUUAAAUAUUCUUUCUUGCAGUUUGACCCAGCACCAAGGAGAGGGGAGCCCCACGUGACCAGACGUACCCCCGACUACUUCUUAUAAUGAUUGGACUAACCCUGUGGUCUGUGUAGUAGUAUUAAGAUGUCUGUUCUGUGGUGCAGUUCUGUUACCCAAAGAUGUGAGGGGAAAAAUCGCUCUACCUUAUGUUGUACAGUUGUCAAUGUCAACAUUUUAUUGUUCUUAUUGCAGAAUUAUUUGUACAAAGUAACUCUAUGUAUUCAUAUCUAAUGCUAAGAUACACCUCUUUGUUAUUGCUAAUGAUGAAUUUGGAAUUUUUUUUCUUUUUAAAUAUAUAUAUAUAUAUGUUGCAGUUUUGCUGACUAGAAAUUUGUGCAAUGCUAAUAUUGAUUUUGUUUUCAUCUUUUUUUUAAUUCUAAAUUUUGUGGCAAGGAGUUUUGUGUAGUUGCAGCCAUUGUCAAGGAUUUCAUGCACUUGGUAAAAUUGAUCAAAUGACGAGAGUGACUAGCUUGGUAGCUUGCACUGAGACGCAUCCCAUUGUAAGGCAAUAAACAUUACAAACAGUGUCUGUGAUACAACGAGAUUCAAAUCAACUCUUCAGAUAAUAGUGCACAAUGAGAUUUAGUAAUUAAUCGUAGGAAGGGAUUUUUUCCUUUUGCUUUUUAUACUUUGCAAGGAGUCGCAUCUGUGUUCAAUGUUGGACAAUGAUAUAGGAAAUUUAGAGUUGACACAUAAAAUUAGGUAAAUAUUUUACUUUUUUAUUCACAUGUAGUAUAUUUUAAGUUACCAAACCUGAAUUCAGCAUACUUGGUACAAAUAAAUCUCAUUGGUUUUCUUAUUGUGUAAUUUAUUUCUCUAACUCAUCCUUAAAAGUGACAUUGCAUGAUCCGUCUUCUGUGUUGUUAAGUUGCGUAGGGGAGAGUUGGGGUAUGUUAGGAACAGUCUGUGUUGGCCGCGCGAUCUUCCUUCAUGUUCAUAGCUUAUUUAGAGGACAGCAUGGAAAUAAAUCUGUGACGAGUUAAUUUGUAAAAGCACAAAAAAUUCACAAAAAAUGUUAAUUUAUAAACUAAGAUACAAGCCAUCAGAGAAUAAAAGAUGAAAUAAA